Molecule: messenger RNA, 1568 nt
Organism: Ruditapes philippinarum (Manila clam)
Lineage: Eukaryota; Metazoa; Mollusca; Bivalvia; Venerida; Veneridae
Exons: 2
Coding region: 423-1493 (356 amino acids)
Source: RefSeq, a predicted model, not a curated record
AUAUAGACUGGUACAAUAUGGUGUGUAUUAAGGCACCAUAUGCUAUUGACAUUUUAUAUAUUAUCAUUUGUGCAUGUCAGAUACUGUAAAUGUUUAUAUAGGAGUUACUACUAUACAUAGUGAAUACUUUCUAUACAGCUGGGAGCUACCUUCUAAUUGUGGCAUCUAUAUUUGAUGAGGGUUAAUUAGCAGACGACAAAAUAACUGCCACUUUGCUGUUCCAAGUUAUGAAAAAGAUUAAAGUAUAGCACAGGAGGCUUUUAUACUGAAUGAGUCAUACUAAAUAUCUAAUGUUUGUUAAAAGUUUCCAAGACUUAGUGACAUUGUGGUGGGGGAUAUAUUACAUGUCACUUACAGAAGAAGUGGUAAAAGGCAUUUGAAAUAUAAAUGAGUUGUAUCAAUGAAAGCAUGAAAAUGUAUGCAUGGACAAUUAUUACAGAAGCAAUAGGAAUUGGAGGAUUUUAGAAAGGUUACAGAAGGCCCAUUAUGAUGUGUGGAAGCUGACGAUGUCCCUAUAUGCUUCGUUUGCCUACGUUAUAGCGAUUAUUAUCGGAAUGGUGCUCUACUACUCUUUCCAACGACGGGACAAGAAAGAGGUUGCUGCCCCUACAGAAGCUUUACUAAAACGACGGAAACGUUUCCAGAAAACGCCGUCAAUAUUUGCCGUGCUUGGUAUAGAGAGCAAUAACAAUCGUAGGAAUUUCUAUGCAAUCGAGGAUCAUUUCUCGAGCUUUAAUGAGGUAAGCAAAGCCUGUGCAAAGGCUGGGUUAGAACACUGUGGACUUAUAGUUGGAAUAGAUUUUACCGCAAGUAACGAAUGGCAGGGUAGAAAAACUUUUCAUGGUAAUAGUUUGCAUCGUAUUGAAGGCUCAAAAAUAUUCAAUCCAUAUCAGAAAGUUAUACAUAUCAUGGGAAAUACAUUAGAACCUUUUGAUGAUGAUAGAAACAUUCCUGCGUUUGGAUUUGGUGAUAGCACUACAUUAGAUGAAAAUGUGUUUCCAUUCCAUUCUGACGGUUCUUCAUGCAAAGGAUUUGUAGAAGUUUUAGAACGAUAUAAUAACAUAGCAACUAGGGUACAUCUUAGUGGUCCAACCAAUUAUGCUCCGUUAAUUUACAAAGCAAUAGAAAUAGUAAAACAAGAACGGCAGUAUCACAUACUUCUUAUUAUAGCGGAUGGACAGGUAACAGAGGAAGAUAGAACUAUAGAUGCUAUUGUAGCUGCAUCGGAAUAUCCGCUUAGUAUUGUAGUUAUUGGUGUAGGGGAUGGACCGUGGGAAACGAUGGAGGAUUUUGAUAAUUUACUGCCGAAACGUAAAUUUGACAAUUUUCAGUUUGUGAACUACCAUAAAGUGACAGCUAAAUCAAGAAAACCAGAGCUGACAUUCGCCCUUCAUGCAAUGAUGGAGAUACCUGAUCAGUUUAAAACAAUAAAAGCCAUGGGAUAUCUUAAUAAGAUAAAGCAAAAAUCUGAGCUCCAACAAACAGAUGUGUGAUACAUUUCAUUACAAUACCAAAGCACUUUGUGAUUUUUGUUUGAAAUUUUGAAUUAAACCAGUUCUGUUCAACAU